This is a messenger RNA of Spirodela intermedia, 543 nucleotides long. The record is from the annotation of a GenBank genome assembly. Lineage: Eukaryota; Viridiplantae; Streptophyta; Magnoliopsida; Alismatales; Araceae.
AUGGAAAGAUCUGCGGUGCAGUCUGAGAGAGAGUUCUUGAGGAUGGCCAUGCUGAAGCAUGAGGAAACCUUCAGGGAGCAGGUAAACAUCCCUGAUCGGCACUCCUGUAUGGUCUUCUUCUUUCGUCCUCCUCCUCUGGGUUUCAUGGAUUUCUUCCGGCCACCCAUAAAAUCACAGGUCAUUGAGCUCCACAGGCUGUAUGGAAUCCAGAAAAAACUGAUGAGGGACCUCCGAGAUUGUGGGGGAAAACGGAGAGCUGAUCCUCCAGAGCUGGAAGUCGAUCUGGAGCGGCAGGCGGCGGACUACUCCGGCGGCGCCGCCGGAAUCGAUCAGGAGUGCGAGAUCGAGCUGACUCUGGCCACGGGGAGCCGCCGGUGGAGGAAGGGGAACGACGAGGCCUCAAAGGAACGCCGGCGAUGGGGUCUGUUCCAGUCGCCGGAGUUGACUUCUUCGGAUUUCUCCGGCACGAGGAACACGAAGAUGGAGGACGGGCUAAGGCCGCCGCCGUGGCUGCUCCAUUGCCUCAGUCUGAAGACGACGUGA